UAAAUACAUAAAUCCCCCAUGGAGGGUGGCAUGAAAUCAAGAGAGAAAAAAAACAAACCCUAGCUACCUCAGAAGUACCAGUACUGGCUAGGACCCUUACCUUCCACAACCAAUCUUUUUAUUUCUUUAAUGGGUUCUCUUCUGGUUGUUUGAAAAUAAAAAAUCGAAUAAAAUAAAGUUCAGAAUUCCCGAGGAGGGAGGCCCGAGGGCUUCAACUCCUAUAAGUUGAAAGUCCCACCAUGAGUUGACAAUAGCAAGCUGUCCCGAAAAAAGCUAGCUAACAAAACCUACUUCUCCAGGAAGAAGCAAUGGAUUCCAAGAAGUCUAACAAGAUUAGAGACAUUGUUAGGCUUCAACAGAUCCUGAAGAAGUGGAGGAAGCUUGCAAGUUCAUCAAAAACCACUGCAGCUUCUACCACCACCAGCAGUAAGAGCAUGAAGUUUCUCAAGAGAACACUCUCUAUAUCAGAGAACUCUGCCAAGGAAACCUCGAGCAAUGCCGUCCCAAAGGGCUACCUGGCCGUCGGCGUUGGAGAAGAGCAAAAGAGAUUCAUAAUUCCAACAGAGUAUUUGAGCCACCCUGCAUUCCUCAUCUUAUUGAGAGAAGCAGAAGAGGAAUUUGGGUUUCAACAGGCAGGUGUCUUGAGGAUUCCUUGUGAAGUCGCCGUCUUUGAGAGUAUCCUGAAACUGGUGGAGGAAAAGAAAGACCUGUUCUUCGUGCAAGAAUGCAGGCUUGACGUUGAUAAUAUCGCGGUGUAUUGCUCAUCGAAAAGCCAGCAAACUCCAUCUCACCAUCCUCAGAGUCCAAUGUGCAGAUAGUUUUUUUUGUUGCUAUCAUCCUUCUUAACCUCAUUUCACGUUUUUCUUAUAGUUGGAUGAGGCCAUGUAAGAGAGAUCUAGUGAGUUUAAUAAGUUGCUUUGAAUUGUAAGAGAACAUUUUGAGAAUCAAUGAAAGAACAUAAAGAACUUUGAAUUCA
Populus nigra (black poplar) is the source of this 976-nucleotide messenger RNA. Its product is annotated as auxin-responsive protein SAUR71. Bases 309 to 818 code for a protein of 169 amino acids. Gene Ontology annotation, biological process: response to auxin. The transcript has a single exon. The record is from RefSeq and is a predicted model, not a curated record. Lineage: Eukaryota; Viridiplantae; Streptophyta; Magnoliopsida; Malpighiales; Salicaceae.